AAGUGUUGUAGGGAACCAGAUGCAAUGACAAUCAAACACAGGUAGCCUAGUGUACAAAUUAACCCUCUUAAGAAUCAGUUCCUUAUUCUCUCAUUAAGCUUUCUUGCUUUCCUUUACUUUUUAAAUAUACAUAUAUAUUCUCUCACCGGGGUACUCAAAGGCUUGUUUUGAUUCCAAGAUUUAUAAGUAUUAUUUAAAAACAUGACAACCAUCGAAGAAUGUCCUGUAUUACACCCAACACCCUAAGAGUUCGAAAAUUUCUAUCAUUACAUAGAGAAAAUAGAUAAAUAAUAUUCGACCAACUACGGGAUGGUGAAAGUAAAUUAUAUAAUUUAAAUUAAUUCAUAGAUCAUUCCCCCAAAGAACUUCCGAAUUCGCUAGUAAGACUAUAAUAAAUCUCUUGAUAAUCUUAUUGUUUAGGGUCCAAUAGAAUAAAAUGUUUAUGGUAAGGGUGGGAACUAUGAAUGUUUACAUAUCUUAAAAAAGUCAAUGCCUUUAAAAGAUUACAAAGCAAAACAAAUAGAAAUAGAUAAACAACAUGAAAAACUAAAUUCAGAUUAACUUGAGAAACUUUAUUGGAAGAGUUUAGCAUUUAGUCCUCCUCUUUAUGGUGCCGAUAUUAAACUUAGUCUUAUGGAUGUUAAUAGUUCUUGGAACCUAAAUCAAAUAACAAGUUUAUUAAAUUUUGGACUAAAGAAUCGUAUUCCUGGAGUUAAUGAGCCGUAUAUAUAUGUAGGUUCAUGGAAGUCAUUCUUUGCUUGGCAUAAAGAAGAUUUAGAUCUUUGUAGUGUAAAUUAUCUUCAUGUUGGGAAAGACAAGUAAUAUUUAAUCAUUUAUAAUUAUUAGGUUUUGGUAUUCGAUUCCUGAAGCAGAUAGUCAUUUAAUUGAGAAGUAUGCUAAAUAGAUAUAUGGGGAUCAUUUUAAUAAAUGUUCAGAAUAUUUAAGACAUAAAACAACAGUAAUAAAUCCUUAUUUGUUAAAAGAGAAAAUUCCUGAAAUAAGAAUUUCAAAAAUGGCUCAUCAUCAAGGUGAAUUUAUGUUUAUCUUUGCUGGAGCUUAUCAUUAAGGAUUUAAUUGUGGAUUUAACAUAGCUGAAGCAGUUAAUUUAGCUACUUUGAAUUGGUUACCUUUACUUUUAUAGGCAAAAACAUGUUCAUGCGUAAAGGAUAACGUGAAAAUAGAUUCAGUAUGUUUUGCUGAAAAUUUGAAACGUUCUAAUAAAUUUAAGGAGGAUGAAAGAGUAAAGAACUUUAUGGAGAAAACAAAAUCGAUGUAACAGAUACUUCGUAAAAACAUAAAGAAAAUAAAAGUAUGAUUAAUAACUUUAUUAUGG
Messenger RNA from Paramecium sonneborni, 1333 nucleotides. The record is from the annotation of a GenBank genome assembly. NCBI's taxonomy places the organism in Eukaryota, Ciliophora, Oligohymenophorea, Peniculida, Parameciidae.